GUCGCCAUCAGCGCUUUCUCCAGGCGGCGCUUGAGCCAGGUUAUUUGUCUUUAAAAUGGCUCCAAAGCCUGCGUCUUCCUCCUCUUCAAGAUCAUGGGAUUCUCUCACUCCAGCCCUAUCUCAAUGGGCUCUCGACGCCGUUUCCGCUAUGGGCUUUUCCCGCAUGACCCCGGUGCAAGCGUCAACAAUUCCUCUUUUCAUGGGCUAUAAGGAUGUCGUGGUGGAAGCCGUUACCGGUAGCGGAAAAACCUUGGCCUUCUUGAUACCCAUUGUCGAGAAACUUUUGCGUCUCGAAGAGCCGAUCAAGAAGCAUCAUGUCGGCGCCAUUGUCAUUUCCCCUACCAGAGAAUUAGCAUCCCAGAUUUACAAGGUGUUGCUGUCAUUGCUGGAAUUCCACGAACCUUCCGCGUCAGCCAUCAAAACUUUUGAAGACGACAAUGCGCCUCGACAAAAGCGCUCUUCAUCAACGCUCAGAGUUAUUCCGCAGUUGCUACUUGGCGGCUCGACUUCGCCAGCAGAGGAUCUCAGCAUUUUUCUGAAGAGAUCUCCAAAUAUGCUAGUAUCUACACCUGGACGGCUCUUGGAACUUCUCUCCUCGCCGCAUGUUCACUGCCCGCAGUCGUCGUUCGAAGUGUUGGUGCUGGAUGAAGCAGACAGGCUAUUGGAUCUUGGUUUCAAGGAUGAUUUACAGAAUAUCUUGCGCCGUCUUCCCAAGCAGAGGCGAACAGGAUUGUUCAGCGCGAGCAUUAGUGAAGCAGUGGAUCAAAUCGUCAGAGUUGGUUUGCGGAAUCCCGUCAAAAUCGCGGUCAAGGUCAAGGGUGCAUCCGGGGUAGAGGAUAAGCGAACCCCAGCAAGCUUACAGAUGACCUACCUUAUAACCCCACCGACUCAUAAACUACCAGCCUUGAAAGAGAUCCUCUCGUCCGUCGAACCCACCCCUCAAAAAUCAAUAUUCUUUGUAUCCACAUGCUCUGGUGUAGACUAUCUCUCUUCUAUCCUGCCUCCAUUAUUUGGGGAUGAGUUCCUCCUGAUCCCCCUCCACGGAAAACACGCCGCAAACGUACGCCAGAAGAACUUCAACAGAUUCAUCAAUUCUGCUACCCCCUCGAUUCUCUUGACAACAGACGUUGCGUCUCGCGGGCUAGAUAUCCCGUCCGUCGACCUAGUUGUCCAAAUAGACCCUCCCUCGGACCCGAAAACCUUCAUCCACAGGUGCGGCCGAGCCGGACGAGCCGGAAGAAAGGGUCUGAGUAUUGUCCUUCUCCAUUCAGGCCGUGAAGAAGAUUAUAUACCAUUCCUAGAAGUCCGAAAGACGCCAGUUUCGCUCUACGAAAAAUCUAUAUCCGUCUCGGAAGAAGAUGCAACCGCAGCCAUAGACGCAGCGCGAAAGGUAGUCCUCACAGAUCGCUCCCUGCAUGACAAGGGCCAGAAGGCAUUUGUCAGCUGGGUCCGAAGCUACAGCAAACACCAAGCAAGCAGUAUCUUCCGUAUAUCUGACCUUGACUGGGAAGCGCUUGGUAAAGCAUGGGGUCUACUGAAGCUACCUAAAAUGCCGGAGUUGAGAAACUUCACCGGCGACAGGACCUUGGGAGUUACUAUUGAUUGGGAAAAAUACGCAUACAAGGAUAAACAGAGGGAAAAACGUCGCCGAGAAAUUUUACAGGAAGAAGCGGAGUCUGGCGGUGCUGAUCAGCAGCAGCAGUCGAAUAUUAAGAAGAGGCGGCUGAACGGCAGCGUGGCAUGGAGUAACAACAUAGCAAAGAAGGAGCAACGAGAAAAGCGAAGAGAGCACAAGAAGCUACGGAAGGAGAAGGAAAGAUUCGAGAAGAUGACAAACGAAGAGAAGCAGAAGAUUCUCGAGACGGAGAGGAUGGUAGAAGAGAUCAGGAAGAAGAAUGAGCAGCAACGACUGCAGAAGCGAGCAGCAGCUAAGGCCGAGGCGAAGGAUUCUGGUGGCGAGGACGAGUUCCAAGGAUUUGACUGAUCCAUGGAACUGAUCUAUUUCUCAUAUACUGAUACCUUAUAUUAUCACACCAAAAUAACAACUGUGACAGCUAUGAACCUGAUAGCUUGAGUCAACAAUAAGACCAGCUUACUUACCUCCAUCUGCACCUUUGCCUCACCAACGCCCAAAAGCCAAUCCAGCAAGUCAUCUCAAUCCAGGCAUACCUUCUAACUUCACAUCUGGCAGCGCUGAUAAAUCCAGAACCUCAAAAACCCCAAAGUCACCACUGCCAACCAAGCCAGCGACUUCCACCAACGCAAAUGCAGAAGCUGUAGAAGAUGCAGGAGUGAACUCUACCUCCAUGCUGUUCACUUCCAUAUCCA
Monascus purpureus is the source of this 2328-nucleotide messenger RNA. NCBI's taxonomy places the organism in Eukaryota, Fungi, Ascomycota, Eurotiomycetes, Eurotiales, Aspergillaceae. The record is from the annotation of a GenBank genome assembly.